AUGUCUCCCUCCGGAGAAGUAUCGACAGGCGUUAUAAUCUCUGAUGUUAUAGGAAAGACGCAGACAAUUGCCAUAUUUAGCGGGCUAACCCGAGAUAUCGACUCUGUAUCAGACCGGUUAGAUGAUGCAUCUAAGAACGCUACAGUGUUAGCACCAGAUAAUGAAGCUAUGAGGGGAUUACAGCGGAAGCCCUGGGAAGACCCGGAAGAUUAUGCAGCUUUUGGCAAGAAUGCGUACGAUGGUGGUGAUGGAGAAGAUCGCGCGCAUAAGAAUCUGAGGAGAUUUGUUGAAGCGCACAUUGUCACGCAAAGUCCAUGGGAAGAAGGACAGAGGGCGAGAACCAUGGCUGGAAAUGAGGUGUGGUACGAGAGCAAAGAUGGCAAGAAGAUGAUCCAGCCAGGCGGCAUCGAGGUCAUUAGCAUCGCAGACAGAGUCGCGAACGGUGAAGUGUGGAUUAUUAGAGGUGCUCUUGUAUAA
This is a messenger RNA of Lindgomyces ingoldianus, 477 nucleotides long. RefSeq lists its product as uncharacterized. The record is from RefSeq and is a predicted model, not a curated record. The transcript has 2 exons. NCBI's taxonomy places the organism in Eukaryota, Fungi, Ascomycota, Dothideomycetes, Pleosporales, Lindgomycetaceae. The coding region runs from base 1 to 477 and encodes 158 amino acids.